AUGGCCUCCUCAGAAGCGCAUACCCCUGUUGUUACCCGAGAGGAUGGCACCCCGCCAUCUCCCCAGGGAUCGUCUCUUUAUGGCAGCCUCAAAUUAUCUGGUAACCAGAUUAGGCUGCUGACAAUCACGUCGACCACGGGAAUGGUAUCGUGCGAAAUGGAUGUCGCCGAGCUUCAUGAUCAACUAGCAUUCAAUGCACUAUCCUAUGUCUGGGGCGAUCCUGAAAACACCGAGGAUAUUCUUGUUAACGGACAAAAACACCCAGUAACAACAUCUUUGGCCUCCGCUUUGAGAUGCGUCCCGCAGCACCUCAGUCAAUCGGAACACGCGGCCGGACAGAAAUUAUGGGUGGAUGCCAUCUGCAUUAAUCAAAUUGAUGAUGCUGAGAAGAGCCACCAAGUUGCCAAGAUGGGAGAAAUCUACUCACAAAGCGGUCUUGUUCUCUGUUGGCUGGGACCUCUGACUGAUUCGAUAGGUGCUGCCAUCGACGUUAUAGAAAUCACAGCCUUUGAGCGGUAUACUCGUUGUGCGAAUGUGGAAGAUUGCAACAAUCACCAAAAGUUGAGAGACUGUAUUGCACAGUUACAUGAUCGCUUGGAAAGGUUCAAGGAAGUCAAGGAUAUGAAGCAACUUUCAGUCGCUGAUACGACAUCCGCAACACCCAGGCAAGCUGGGUAUAUCGAGAUUUAUGAGCUCGCGAACGCACUUGAACACGCGACUACGGUCACUGGACGGGUGCUGCAAGGCCCAUAUGGUUCGGAACUCGAGUUUUGCAAAAACAAUCUGAUAGGCCUAUGUCGGGAAGUCAGAGAUUGGCAGGAUCGGCUUCAAAGACAGGCCAGCAAGCUCGAUGCCAAUGUGACAAAAGGCUCCCACCACGUGGGUUUUCUAUCGGAAUUGGUGUCUUCCAGGAUUCACUGGUUCCAACAGAUAGUUGAAGACUUAAAAUUUCAAGUGAUUUGCGAUGAGGUUUACGGUCAUUUAUUAUGGCUUAAGGAGUACCCUUCGCUCUGCGUAGUGGAGGAAAUAGUAGGGCAAUGUCAUCGGGGUCCCGCUCAACCACUUUUUGACCUUCCGUACUGGAGCCGCAUAUGGAUACGACAAGAAAUCAUUCUCGCCAAACAAGCAGUUUUUAUUUGUGGAUCCCGAUCAUUUUCACUUCAGACGUUGGAAUACUUUUCAGCCUGGUUGGGAUGGAUGUUGAGUCCAUCAAACUCUCGUUGGUGCCAGAAAGAAAAGCUUUUCAAGUUGCUAUUGGCAUACCAACAAAAUUGGAAGCUUCUACACCACAUAUUCGAAGGACGUCGAGAUCAAGGACUUUCUGUUGGCAAUUGGCUGGGCCAAAAUCAGUUCAAGACCAAUGUCUGGUGCCACUCAUCAGAUGCUCGUGCGACCAACCCCAAGGAUUAUUAUUACGGCUUUCUUGGUAUCACAAAGCUCAAGAUUGUCCCUGAUUAUAGUUCAAGCAAGUCCAUUGGAUCUGUCAGCAGGGAAUUCAUGGCGGAGUAUCUCAAAGUCUACCGUGACCAACCAUUGUCCAACGAUCUCCUUGGAGGGCCUCUAGGCCUUCUCAUGUUUGCAGGAGUUGGUUAUGGCUGGAAAGCUGACCUUGAUAUGCUGUCAUGGGGUCCAAACUUCCCUGGAGAGGCAGAAUCAGAACCAUCUACUAGAGGUGCUGCAGACGCAGUGGCUUUUCCAGGCAACAGUAAUAUUGAGAGUAUUUUUGAAAAAGAACCUCACGAAAGAAUAACCGGUCCCGACAUGGAGGUCACAUUGUAUAUUCUGGAUCGCAUCAAAAUGAUAGGUCCCAGAGUUUCUGACUACGGAAGACUAGAGCUUCGCCAUUCAGAAGGCUUGCCAAUAACCUGGGCCUUGGACUUUGCUCUACGCCAUGAGAGCUACACUUCAUGCGGCCACCCAUUGACUGCUUUGCGUCAUCUUCUCGAGCCAUUUGCGGUUUCCAAGAGCAAAGAGACUGAUUUCCCUAUUGAAAACGGCCUGGAUUUUCUGAAGUUUUUGGCUCGUUUCCGUCGUCCAUUCCAGAAGGGAAAGCAGUGCUCUAGAGCUAUGUUGGCCCGUUUUUGUUACGUGGAAAAUUUUCUUGCACAAGUCCCCGUAAGUGUUCCUUCUCUCACUUUGUACCCUCACCUAAUUGUCAAGGAUCCCGACGACGACGAAGACGAGGACCAAUGCAUGAAGGAAUAUCACUACAUUGAGCUUCUCGGCGCAAAGUGUAAGCCCUAUAACCACGCCAUAGCUGAGACGAAGAAGGGCUAUAUUGGGAGGUUUCCCCCGAGGGUAGAGGAGGGCGAUUUGGUUUGUCUACUCAACGGCCUCAACCAAGUAGCCGUUCUGCGGGAAGUUGGUAAGCGUUAUCAGUUUGUCGGAACGUGUUUCGUCGCGGGGUUAACAGAAGUCAAACCAAUUAAGUCAUUAAUUAAUCUCUAUGGCCUGAAGGCCAAGAGGGUGACUUUGAGGUAA
Fusarium verticillioides 7600 is the source of this 2481-nucleotide messenger RNA. RefSeq lists its product as hypothetical. The coding region runs from base 1 to 2481 and encodes 826 amino acids. The record is from RefSeq and is a predicted model, not a curated record. Lineage: Eukaryota; Fungi; Ascomycota; Sordariomycetes; Hypocreales; Nectriaceae. The transcript has 2 exons.